CAAGCUCCCAUCAAUACAUCGCAUAUCUCCCUACACAUCCACAGCGGAGGCUCGAGCUCGCAAAGUCCACACGCAGUUUCAGAGGACUCGGGGGAAGAGAUGGCAGUAAAAAAAAACAAAAACGCAAACGCGAGCGAGAAAACCCCCACAAACCCCCAACAAGAUGACGUGGCGAAGAAGAUCCCCAAAGUCAGCAAAGCUGCGGACAGUACGCCGGCUCCGAGCUGCGGGUCCGGCUCGGGAACGCUGCUGAAGUUAAUAUCUGGACUGUGUUACUUGGUUUUAGUGGCUGGAGCUGGUUUCGCAUCGUUUUAUCUCCAGCAAGUUCUCACAGAGGUCAACCAGAUCAGCGCACGGAAUGAAGAAGCGAUGCAGAAGAAUGCAGCAGUGGUGCAGAAAGUUGAACAUGCACUUCAACAGGUGAACUCUAUGAAGUCUUCUCUGGACAGCUUGGAGGCCUCAGUGGGUCGAGCCCAGAUCGAACUGGAAGCCACUAACCGGGCCGUGCGUAAAGGAGAGGCAGAGACUCGAAGAGUUGAGGAAGUGCUUCAAAAGCUUCAAAAUGAAAUCCUCCGCGACCUCUCUGAAGGAAUCCGGGAGGUAAAGCAGGCACGCGAGAAUGAUUUCUCCUCUCUGGAGCGAACCCUGGAGGAUCGAUUGGCUGAGCUGAGCCGCUCCAUCGCCGACAGCGUGGCGGAGUUUACAAGUGCUCAGGGCGAAUCCCAGGCCCAACUUAGUGAACUCAAAGCCAGACUGGAGGACCACAGUGAUCCCAGUCUUCUUAAACAUGAGCUCACAUCCAUUACCAACACCGUAGCUGAGCUGCACACCGCCAAUGAAGUUGCAGAUGGCAACAUGGGUGUUCUGAGGGAGCAGAUUGAAUCUGUGCGGACAGAGCUACAGACUAGGAACAAGGAAGUGGCUUCCAUGUCGGAAGAGAUAGAAGCAGUGAGGUCUUUGGUACAAAGCACUGCUGGAUCAUUGAGGCAAGAAGUGACCACAGCACAGGCCAGCGUGCAGAGCAUGGCUGACCAGAUUCAGAGCCUGCAGGACGGACAGGAACGGUCCAGCGAGAGCCUACGGGGCCUGGAGACAGAGCUGAGACAAGAACUAGCAAAGGCUGUGAAGACAGGAGAUGAUCUAGAGGUCAGACUAAAGUCUGCAGAAGAUAGCACAGAAGCACUGGCAUCUUCUGCCACAGAACAGACAAGCAAAUUUGAAGCAAUUCUCGCCAAAUGCGACACCUAUGAGAGCUCACUGGCUGCCCAGAGCAAGGCAGCCGAAAAGGCCAGUCAGGCCCUGAAAGACGAACUGGAGAAGUUGAGAAGCAACCUGGUGGAGCUCCAGAAUAGUGUAUAUGGUUUGGACAACACUUAUGUCAGGAUAGAAGCAAUUGAGCAGAGGCUGAAUGCUCUUGAUGUCAAUGAAGAAGCUAUGGAAGAGCCAAUGGUACAAACUGAGAAAGCUGAAGAAGAGGCAGAGAAUGCCAAUGAGGAUCAAGAAUCAGUAACUGAGGAAGAGGCAACGACUGAGGCAGCAGCAGAGGAAAUAGCUGAAGAGGAAGAGUCAGUUGAGGAAAAGGUGGAGAAAGAGGAAGCAGAAAAGCCAGUUGGUGAGGAGCAGUGAGCCAGGGACCUUUAGGGUCAUUCAGCACAAAGAGCAGGGACAAAAUAAGCAGUAACAAAAAGAAGAGUGGACUGUGAAUCUGAAAAAAUACACUUUCUGCACUGUAGUUUCUUCCCCUUGAACUUUUUUUAAAAAUUGUUAUACAGGUUGUCUUUUAAACUCAGAUGCAACAUUUUGAAUGUGUCAACAUUUUUGUUUUUUCAAUAAAAUACUUAAAAUAUUA
Astyanax mexicanus (Mexican tetra) is the source of this 1849-nucleotide messenger RNA. It is a transcript of the gene ckap4, whose product is annotated as cytoskeleton associated protein 4. The record is from RefSeq and is a predicted model, not a curated record. Bases 100 to 1626 code for a protein of 508 amino acids. The transcript is spliced from 2 exons. NCBI's taxonomy places the organism in Eukaryota, Metazoa, Chordata, Actinopteri, Characiformes, Acestrorhamphidae.